Molecule: messenger RNA, 1463 nt
Organism: Ctenocephalides felis (cat flea)
Lineage: Eukaryota; Metazoa; Arthropoda; Insecta; Siphonaptera; Pulicidae
Product: bestrophin-3-like
Exons: 5
Molecular function (GO): chloride channel activity
Source: RefSeq, a predicted model, not a curated record
UUGCAGUUUGGUUUCUACGUUGGUUGGCUGAAAGUUGCAGAAGUCCUAAUAAAUCCAUUUGGUGAAGACGAUGACGAUAUUGAAUUGAAUUGGUUGAUCGAUCGACAUAUAAAGGCUGCUUAUAUGAUAGUCGACGAAAUGCACGAAGAGCAUCCAGAGUUGUUAAGGGAUCAAUAUUGGGAAGAAGUGGUUCCAAGGGAUCUUCCUUAUACGGUGGCAUCUGAACAUUAUAGGAGGCAUGAACCACCUGGAUCUGCUGACAGAUAUAAGGUCAGCAAUGCUGAUUCGAUGUAUGCCAACCUCAUGCCUCCUGUUAGGAAACACGAUGAUGUUUAUGCUGAUUAUGAAAGCGUCGACACUCCGCUGGUCGAGCGUCGCAAAAACUGGUUCGCUCGCCAGAUAACCCGCAUGGGCAGUGUCCGGUCCGCGUCUACGGCCUAUUCCUCCGGCGGACCCGGACUUUUCGCCAGGCCGAGGGUCAACAGCGUCUACAGCAACGGGCCGGACCAGACAGGACCGAAUUUGAAUCAAAAUCAACUGCAGCAUAAUCAAGUUACUGCACUUGCUGGCAGUGGACAAAACUUGCAUAAGAUGUCUUUGUAUGACAGACUGGUUGGAAGGCAGAAAUCGCAGAGGAAUAAUAAGCAAUUUGCUAGACACUCUUCUAAGUUGAACGGUUCUGGUGUACCAGUCACGGUCAAAAAUCGACCUAGAAUUCCAACUCCAGACGUCACCAAAGAAGUUGUCGAUCGUGAGCAAAAGCUUCUCCAGAGUGCUUUGCAGAACCAUGCUCAAGGUGUUACUUUGAUGGCUCAUCAGCUUUCCGGAGCAACACCGCCGAACUAUAACGCCAGCCAAACCCAAUUCCAGACCACGAACGAAGUUUCCGUGGUGGGUGCUCUGGUAUUAUCUCCAAUCCAAGAACUCGAAGGAGGCUCUCACAAUAGCACCCUGUUGCCCAAUUCUCCAAGCACUGCUGCCUUAGCCCAAGCCGUUUUACAGCCUACUCUUCAAUCCGCAGGCUUAUCCACGAUCCCAGUGACAAUGCCAGUUUCAGUAGCCGUUUCUCCAAUGGCUCUGCCAGUGUCCAUAGCUCAACUAGGCUCUUUAGGUUUGGUCACCACGACCAGUGCUCCGAUUGUGGAUACUGUCCCUAGUAAAACUCCUAUGACUAUUACGGAAAUUACAAGUUCUAAUUCUGAUGAUAGCGGAAACGGCAAUGACAAUGCUUCUGAGACGGGGUCUCAAAAUAAUGCAUUGAGUUUGCAAGAAGGUGAGAGAAGUAGGAAGACCAGUGCUGUUUCUCAGAAAACUCCGAAAUCUGGUGAAGUUUAUGUAUAAAACACGGAUUGAGGUAAUGUAAUUUAUUACAAUUUUAGUACCAAUGCUGAGAUUCAUAGGCAAUAUUUUUGGUCAGAUAAUGAAAGAAAAUAUUUUCUGAUGUUAAUAACUUUUAAGCGAAA